CCACCACCUCUCGCCUAGACACUGAUUGAUUGCGGUACAUUGCGGUACAUUGCGCUCGAGGGGAAAAAGAAACUGAGGCCGCUGCACCAUGACUUCGUCCAUCGACGAGUCCCACCGGGUCGGCGAUGAGGGCAGCGUCCAAGGCGUGUGGAAGGCCGUGGCCAAGGUGAUUCCAUACUUUCGCAAACCAAGACACGUCCUGCUAUUCAAGCUCGACGUGAUGCUCCUCUUCUGGAUGUUUGUCGCUGGUCUCAUCAAGGAGCUUGACCAGACGGCCACCACGCAGGCCUACGUCUCCGGCAUGCGUGAGGACCUCAAGCUCUACGGCAACGAGCUCGUCGAGUUCAACACCUACUUCUCCAUCGGCUACGCCAUUGGUCUCGUGCCCGGCCAGCUCAUCCAGACAAAGGUCCGGCCGUCCCUCUUCCUGCCCUUCUGCGAGGUGACAUGGGGUCUCCUCGUGCUCUUCACGUACAAGGCCCCCAAUGCGCAGACCAUCUUCGCCCUGCGCUUCUUCCUCGGCCUCCUCGCCGCCUCCUUCUGGCCCAGCGUCGUCGCCCUCAUCUUCAACUGGUACACCCCCAAGGAGCUCGCCAUCCGCCUCGCCAUCUUCAACGUCUCCGACGUCGCGGGCGCCAUGUUCCUCGGCGUCGUCCAGGCCGCCCUCUACCGCAACAUGAACGGCGUCCACGGUGUCGCCGGCUGGCAGUGGCUCUUUGUCAUCGCCGGCGCCAUCACCAUCGGCCAGGGUCUCGUCGCCUUUGUCGCCAUCCCCGACUCCCCCGCCAUCACACGCGCCCUCUGGCUCACCGAGGACGAGAAGAGGCUCAGCAGGGCGCGCAUGGGUGACGCCGGCACCACCACGUCCCGCCUCAUCCCCUGGCCCGUCCUGCGCCACAAGCUUCGCCGCCUCGUCGCCCAUCCCGUCACCUACCUCGUCAUGGUCUCCUUCGCCCUCAGCGCCUGGGCCCACCGCGCCAACGCCUACUUUGUCCUCUACCUCGAGAGCAUCAAGGACCCCGACGGCACCCUGCGCUACAGCACCUACCAGGUCAACAUCCUGCCCCUCGGCGGCUACACCCUCCAGAUCGUCACCAGCGUCGGCCUUAACGCCCUCUCCGACUGGAAGCACUGGCGCUGGCAGGUCAGCGUCGCCUCCAACGCCGCUUCCGCCCUCUUCCUCGCCAUCCUCAGCGGCUGGCCCGCCAACGACAAGGUUGUCCUCGCCGUCUACUUUUUGACCUACGGCACCAACGCCGGGAACCCCUCUCUCAUGGCCUGGAUGGCCGAGAUUAUGCGCAAGGAGCCCGAGGCUAGGUCCAUCAUCGUCGCCAUGACCGUCACCCUCGUCUACGUCGGCCACGCUACCAUCCCCCUCGGCGCCUGGCGCGUCGAGGACGCGCCCCGGUACCCCAUUGGCUUUCCGCUCGCCACCACCAUGGCCGCUGUCACCAUCUUCACCCAGCUGGGGCUGCUGUGGUGGCAUCGACGCCACCCCGAGAUUGCGGAGGCUGGCUUUGACGGUGAUGCGGUCCAGACGGCCGGGCAGAGGUCGGAUGAGGAGACGCCCCCGUCGUUGGGGGGCGACAUGCUCGAGCAGGAUGUCGGCAAAAAGGCUCCCGAGGCGAAGCAUGCCGUUGCACGCACCCAAGGCAUAGACUCUGGCGCUUCAAACUGAGUUGAGGCGGGCCGAUGGACCGUGCCAAAUUACAUGUUUGACUUUAAGCCAUAGUGUGCGCUCUUUCUUCUCUUAUCUUCGUCCGACGAUAUCGGACCUGUUAGUCACUUGCUCGCCUGGGAAAUGUUGAUUGUGAACCUUGAGAAACAAGUUGAUGAUACGCUAAUG
Emericellopsis atlantica is the source of this 1846-nucleotide messenger RNA. Its product is annotated as major facilitator superfamily domain-containing protein. The record is from RefSeq and is a predicted model, not a curated record. Gene Ontology annotation, cellular component: membrane. Gene Ontology annotation, molecular function: transmembrane transporter activity. Lineage: Eukaryota; Fungi; Ascomycota; Sordariomycetes; Hypocreales; Bionectriaceae. Gene Ontology annotation, biological process: transmembrane transport. The coding region runs from base 89 to 1678 and encodes 529 amino acids. The transcript has 3 exons.